Molecule: messenger RNA, 1566 nt
Organism: Alternaria atra
Lineage: Eukaryota; Fungi; Ascomycota; Dothideomycetes; Pleosporales; Pleosporaceae
Exons: 2
Coding region: 1-1566 (521 amino acids)
Biological process (GO): prenylated protein catabolic process; prenylcysteine catabolic process
Molecular function (GO): prenylcysteine oxidase activity
Source: RefSeq, a predicted model, not a curated record
AUGAUGCAGUGGUUGCGCGUUGCCUCGCUGCUACCUUGCGCACUCGCUCUUAGAGCCAGUGAACCGCCUCAUCACGUAAAACAGGUCGCCAUCAUAGGUGCCGGUGCAGGUGGCUCAUCCGCCGCGUACCAUCUCGCCCAAUAUGCCGCCGAAGCAGGCAUUCCAACAAACAUCACUGUCUUCGAUCGCAACAACUAUAUCGGUGGCCGCACAACGACCGUGAACCCAUGGAACGACCCAACAAUCUCAGUAGAGCUGGGCGGCUCAAUCUUCGUACAAAGCAACCGCAUAAUGGUGAAAGCCAAAGAGGAAUUCAACCUAUCGGCUGCUGGGCACGAUCUCGCAGCUCAAAUGGAUAUGCCUGAUCUGGGCAUCUGGAACGGACGCGAAUUCGUUAUCGUGACAAAGGCAGGGGAUACCUGGUGGGACAAGGCGAAGCUGCUGUGGAGAUACGGUGCUGCGCCACUUUGGACAAACAAGCUGAUGAAGAGUGCAGUGGGCAAAUUCUUUCAGAUGUAUGAUGAGCCGGUGUUUCCAUGGGAGAACUUGGGCGACGCCAUCGAACGAGUAGGGUUGCUGGAAGUCACUGGAGUGACGGGAGAGCAGUAUCUCAAAGCAAACGGCAUCGGGGAGACGUUCUCGAAAGAGAUCAUUCAAGCCAGCACCCGUGUCAACUACGCUUCGAACUUGCCUUAUAUUCACGGCUUGGAGACGAUGGUUUGCAUGGCGACAAACGGAGCAAUGCAGGUUGAGGGAGGCAACUGGCAGAUCUUCGCACACAUGUUGAAGGCUUCUCGAGCCAAUGUUCAUCUCAACACCUCUGUCACUCGAAUUUCGAAGCAACAGGACGGCAGCUACCAAGUCACCACAAGUACCGAUCACACCUCGGUGUUUGACGAAGUCAUCCUUGCAGCACCUCUUCAGUACUCAGACCUUGUUAUCCAUCCUUCGCCGCACCACAUCCCCGACGAGAUACCUUAUACGAAGCUGUACACCACUCUGUUUGCGUCACCCUUCAGACUGGAUCAGAAAGCUUUCAACCUUGACACCAAGACACCUGUGCCACAAUACGUCCUUACUACGCUACCGCCGUCCGAGAUUCCAGUGGACGGUGUCGGUUCUCCCAACUUCUACAGCGUAUCGAUAUCUGAUGCCGGCCUCAACCCAGAGUCGUCCCCAGUUCGGUUCGAAUACAUCUACAAGAUCUUCUCACCCGCUCGUGUGAACGCCACAUUCCUCUCCCACAUCCUUGGCCAAGAUGUCUCCAACGAAGAAGCCGAACAUGGUAACGCCAACGGAACUGUGAGCUGGAUACAUCACAAGAUUUGGUAUUCAUACCCACGAGAAUAUCCGCGCGUGACGUUUGAGGAAAUCAAGCUCGAUGACGGCUUAUGGUAUACUAGUGGAAUCGAGAGCUUCAUCAGUACUAUGGAGACGAGUGCAUUGAGCGGGAAAAAUGUCGCUAGAUUGAUCAAAGACGAGUGGGCUGCUCAAGAACUCGAUGAUAGUUAUUCUAGAGCUCGGAAAGAUGUGACCGGCGAAGGGCAGUAUCAACAAGAGCUAUGA